Anopheles gambiae (African malaria mosquito) is the source of this 7526-nucleotide messenger RNA. RefSeq lists its product as uncharacterized. The record is from RefSeq and is a predicted model, not a curated record. The coding region runs from base 899 to 5080 and encodes 1393 amino acids. The transcript has 18 exons. Lineage: Eukaryota; Metazoa; Arthropoda; Insecta; Diptera; Culicidae.
CUCCAGUUUUGUCCGAACCGUACAACGAACCGGAUCCGUGUCCGUUCGCUCUCGACGAACAGUUUUUCACUGCGUAAGCCAAAAACACACAAAAGUUUACACAACGGGUGGCAACGGGGCUUAGAAAGCCUUCGCCCGGCCAUCAAUCGGGCGCCGUUCUGCCAGUCACGGUACAAACGAUUUUAGAGUGUCACGAGCGGUGAAGAAGUCUAUCUGAAAAAAAUGUUACACCCAACUAUCGAACCAAACCCCACGUGAGGAGUGAUCUGAAGAGCAAUGUUGCGAUACUAACAAAGAAAAAAGCAUGCCAAACAGUGUAAUCUCAUCCGGCAUACAUUCGCGCCGGUAAAAAAGCGCGAUUGAAAGCGUUAAAAUCAGUGCUUUUCCAGUGUUUGUGUGUGAGAGCGUGUGUGCAAGUGCAUGUGCACUCUGCUAAAGAGAAAGUGAAGCUUCCCAGCUAUCCCCCGACAGUGAAAGUGUGCGUGUGUGUUUGUGUGCUUGCGUCUGUGCGUGUGUGUCUGUGUGCGCUUUCACCCACCAUUGAUGUGCUUGUGUGUGCGUGCGCCCGUUAGCAGGAAGCUUAGCGUGAGGGAAAAUGAUGUUGAAACGUGAUUAUCUCCGGUUGAUUCGCUGUGAGUUUUGAAUAAUCAACCCGAAAGCCCGACGAGACCCGCCGCAUCCCGUCACGCAACCACCGCACCCCCUGUCAGAGUGGUGUGGAAAACGACGGUGCAAAAUCUUUGCCCAACUUGGGCAUCCCGGGGUGGUGUGCGUGUGUGUGUUUGUCCGACUGAGCCAAUCGUGAAUUUUCCACCACCACGGUUUUGAGUUUUCGCUGCUGUUUUGUGUCUGUGUGAGUUUGCGGAGUUUACGUUGUUGCGGCUGUUUGCUACGUACCAUGAAACCGGCGGCAGCGCGAAGCAUCACACUGGCAGUCACGCUGGUAAUGCUGGCUAAUCUCGCCCGUGCACAGAUCGACUGGGCGGAGGACGACGAUGAUCCAGUGUCUACAGUGACGGUCGAGGCAGUUCUCGGGCGAACGGCGACCUUGCCGUGUGACAUCGAACCGGAAGAGCUGAACGAUCGGGUGUACAUGGUGCUGUGGUUUCGGGAAAGCGCAGGCAAACCUUUGUACAGCUACGACGUUCGGGGGAGACAAUUCUCCAAGGCCCUCUACUGGUCGGAAACGAGCGCCUUCGGACCGAGGGCGUACUUCGUGACGAUCUCGAAACCGGCCGCCCUCAGCGUGGACAACAUCCAGCUUGAUGACGAAGGGGUGUACCGGUGCCGGGUGGAUUUCCAGAACUCGCCCACAAGAAAUCAUCGCAUCAACCUAACCGUAACCGUGCCACCGCAUCAGAUACUCGUGUACGACGCGUCCGGGCUGGACGUGACCGGUGCGAUCGGGCCACUGCAGGAGGACGACAACCUGGUGCUUACCUGUGAGGUCCGCGGAGGACGGCCCGAACCUACCGUCACCUGGCUGAACGGGGACGAGAUCAUGCAGACCGGCGGUGGCAUCUCGAUGGGCCGGCACGUCACGGUCAAUCGGCUGGAAAUACCGAAAAUGACACGAUCGGCACUGAACAAUACGUACAAGUGUCAGGCAUCGAACACCAAGCUGGUACCACCGGCCGAGCGUAGCAUACGGGUGGAUAUGUUGCUCAAACCACUCUCGGCCUCACUGUCAUCGAAACCGAAACAAUUGAUAUCGAACCAGGAGUACGUGCUGGCGUGCAAUGUGGCCGGUUCCGUACCGGAAACGGACAUCAAAUGGAUGCAAAACAAUCGACCAUUCACGAAGGGAAAGAUAAAACUCAUCAAUAACAGCUCGAUGGUGUCGUCCGUGCUGAGCUUCCGGCCCCAUCCCGAUGACGAUGGCACAAUUCUCAAGUGCGAAGGUUCCAAUCCACGCCUACAAAACUCCGUCCUCGAGGACUCGGUCAUCAUGAACGUGCUCUAUCCACCGCAAGUGACACUGUCGCUGGGAUCAACGCUUAAUCCCGACGACAUCAAGGAAGGCGACGACGUCUACUUCGAGUGUCACAUUAAGGCAAAUCCGAGGGAGCAUCGCAUUACAUGGUCACACGAUGGUCUACCUGUCACGCAGAACGUCACCUCCGGUGUCAUCAUCUCGACGCGGUCGCUGGUGCUGCAGCGCGUUGGAAGGUUUCACUCCGGCAGUUACGCCUGUGCCGCGGCCAACGAUCGUGGCGAAACGCAAAGCGAUCCGGUUGCCCUCAAAAUACACUUUGCACCGGUUUGCAUAUCAAACAGUAUCAUGAUCGUGGGUGCAUCGCUGGACGAAACCGUUCCGGUACCGUGUCACGUAGCGGCCGAUCCGCUGGACGUGUCCUUUGAUUGGAACUUUUCCAACAGCGGCGAACGGUUCGAGGUGGCCAGCGGUCAGUUCAAUCUGCUGCAGGAGUUCCACCCGGAGGGCAUCACCCAGUCCCGGUACGACGCGGACGAGGAUAACUCAGAAACGAUCUAUGAGCUGCUGUACACGCCGAAAAGUGAACGUGAGUACGGGACGCUGGCGUGCUGGGCGAAAAAUUCCAUCGGCAAGCAGGUCGAACCGUGCCUGUUUCAAGUAGUACCGGCAGCCAAGCCGGCCCCAUUGCGCAACUGUACCCUGCGGCCCUACUCGACCCUAAUGUCGCCGGCGGGUCCACAGCACAGCCAGAAUGCUUCCGCCGCGUCAGCAUCCGCCUACUCGUACACGUACGGCGAUCCGCCGAGCAGCCACCCGGCCGGUCGGCAUCCAGGUCAGCACUAUCGGGACACUAAUUACAUUGUGCCGCAAUUCGUUAAAGAUCGGAACGUGCCACCGGCCGACCAGCGGAAUGUUACAGUGAAAUUUAAUCAGAAAAAUCCCAACCCCGGCGCGGCCGGUUCCCGCGCCACCGGGCCAUCCACUGCCUCGCUGCGCUCCUCUUCCUCCUCCUCCUCUUCGUUCGCUGCGGUGAAAGCUUCCGGCGCGGUUUCGAACCGUCGAGAUCGGCGUAACCGCACCGGUGGCGGUUUGCCUUCGAUCCGCGACACCGAUACGGCUCGCCUAACCGCGGACGGCGGGGAGGAAAGCAGCGCCGGAACCGGAUCAAAGGAACCGCUUGCCGAUCCACCGCGGCCCCUGCCCGCCCAGCCGCUCGAAAUGGUUCGGCGGCGGGUGAAAGCGGCCCCCGGCUCCACGACGAGCGACGAGCAGAACAGCCGAACCGAGCUGCUGAACACGGCGACGGCCGUCCUGCUCGGCGAGGGCGGUUCGGCAGCCGUACUAGCAUCGUCGGCGGUCGGCAACGAUCCGACCGAGCAACAGCGCGGAAGUCGACUGCGCCGCUACACCAUGAACUCCUCCACCGCCCACCAACGAGCUCUAUUUGAUGAUGAUGAUGAUGAUGAUGAAAUUUUCAGCAACGCCAGCCUACCGGCGGCGAACAGCAGAGGCAGCGAAAGCAACAGCAAUCAACCUUCGCAUCUGCAGCACAGCAGCAGCAGCAGCGACGAUCGAGCCCGGGGUGGAAAUAAUUAUCACACGCCGGGCAAUGCAGCAGCAGCAGCACCGAUUGCAUCGCAAUUAAGAUCGAAAACGAUACGCCACCAAUCGACACUGGCCCCGCCCGCCCCACCAUCGGCCGCCUCCCUCGCCAGCUACGGUGGCGGAUUUUCCGGUGUGAAUGGCGCCACCGGACACGGGCCCACUUCCUACGGAGGCAAUCAUCAUCAGCAUCAUCAGCAUCACUACGUAGGACCGGGGGACGGCGGUGGUGGUGGUGGCGGAGGCACCGGUGGUGGCAGCCACUCCGCUUCCGUGGGGAACGAGCUGCAGCCCACGAUGAUGGAGCUCGAGUGUGUCGCCGGGUACGAUGGUGGCCUGCCGCAGCACUUUUUUCUCGAGGCGUACGACUCCCGGACGCGCAAAUUGCGCCUAAACAUCACAAGUGCCCUUAACGAUGUGCCGCUCUUCCGGAUCGACCUGACUGAACUAAGUCCCAGCGAAGCCUACACACCGACCCUGCACCUGAUAGCGUACAGCGUGAAUCAGAAAGGUCGUUCCGAGCCGACGAUCCUGGAGGAUAUAGCAAUUAAUGAAGCUGAAAAAAGGACCGAGGGAACGGAAGGCUUAGGGAUACUACCGUUUGCAGCUCUGUUGACCGGUGCCCUCUUUACCAUCGGUAUCGCUGUCCUACUGGUCGUGGUGCUUGCCAUCCGCCGGAAGCGUGACGGCCACGGUGGUGGCCUGUGUGACGGCAAGGAGAAGCAUAUAGGCAUGGACAUCACCGUAACGACACCGCUCGAGAUGGGCAUGGGACAGCAGAAGUACGUCGUCGCCUACACGCUCAAGCAGGGCGUCGAAAAGCAGCCGGACAUACUGAGCGCCCAAAAGACGGGCUCGGCUAGCGUGCAGUCGAUAAAGGACAUCGGCACGCAAAAGCUGGGCUCCCCGGUGGGCUUGCGGGGUCCCCCGGCCACCGGUACCAUCUACGCGACGGGGGGUGGUGGCUACGAUCAGCAAAAAUCGACCCCCUCCAGUCGGCAGAGCACACUCAAGCGAACGGACGCUUCCGCUAACAGCUACUGUCUGCUUCAGCAGCAACAGCAGCAGCUGAGCAGCACCAGCAAGCAGCAGUACCCGGGCGAGCUGGUCGAGUACGAGAAACCGUACACGAACUACCAGCACACACUGCAGUACAACCACAAUCCGCCACCGCUCGUCGAUCCGUACGCGUACAAGAGCUCCCCGCUGGGCGGUGUGCCCGAGGACCAUCCCCAGCAGCAGCAGCAGCAGCAGCAGCACCACGGUGAGCCGGGCGUUGCGUCCAAUUCUACCGGCUACGAGUAUCGUAGCGGCAGCAGCCGCAGCAACAGCGGCAACCUGAAGCAGGCGGCCACCGGCCUGAACGGGGGCGGAAAUCCGGAGUACCGAUAUUCGGGGUCCGAGUUUGUGACGGAUCUGCUCGACUUUAGCAGUGCCCCGUCGCCCUCGUCCAGCUCGACCGUCGGGGCGACACUAACGAAGACACGCAACCGUCAGCACAUCAUCACCGACACGCUGCCCGGACCGGAGAGCUGCGUGUAGAGUGACCCACUCGACAACGAACCGCAACCGAGCGAGUAAGCGAGCAGCGAGUGACGAGCCGGCCAGGCUUACGCUAAUCCGGAAGAGUACUUGCACAAGGGCCGGUCUGCUAAAGCCGGUCACAGCCGAGCCGGGCCUGCUCGUUAACGGGACAAUAAAAACCCCACGCACGGACGGACGGAUUUCUUUUGGCGCGUUAGAUUAAAACUACUAGCAUGGCGGGCUUUGGUGGUGGGACAACAAAACCAACGCCCGCCGGUUGUCGUUCAAGCGGGCAUGGUAUGGUUAAGUGUGGCUCCACACCAGCAAAGGCAAACACCUUUUUUAAGGAUGAUGCUGGUAAACAAUCCAAACACAGCCAAUUCCAGCUAAAUACAGCGAUGGGAAGAUGCGACCGCACGAGCAGAAAACCCUCACGCAGGCCGGUUGAACAAAAAACCAUGUAAGCAUGCUUUCCACGAAUACAAUCACACCCGGCACGGCCCACGGCUCUCAUUCGAUGGUGCGGCUCAGGUGUAGCGACUUUGUGCAGCGAAGAAUAAAUAGACAGUCUUCCAUUAAGCAAACGAGACAAAACAAAGACAAGAACCCACACACACACACACGCGCGCGCGCGCACGCCAACGCGGCGUGAUGGUAGAAGGGGCGUCGCUGUAGAUGAUCUGUGUGCGAAAAAAGAAAAACAAAAAAGGGCCCCCGUUUUCCCGGCUAGGACGAACUAUGUUACGUAGGCAAUACAUGUGUUGAACAAAAACGGUUAGGUUAAUUACUUCGUUUGUAAAUACGCGUUGGUUGAUGAAGGGGAAGAAGGAAGCAGCAUCGUUUAACGAGCAGACAUGUGGACUGAUAAUGUAAAUAUUAGUUGAAAGCGAGAGUUUUUUUUUUUUGUUUCUGUUCGAAUGCUAGAGAAAUAUUUGGUUUUCGCACGUACGGUGGAGAUGAUUAGCAUCCAUUGAACGGUUAGCAAGAGCCGGUAGAUGAUUAUAUAAAAAAGGUUGUUUAACUAUUGUUUUGUACUACUUGUUUCAUAAACAAAAAAAAACUCUGGAACUUUGUGAUGGAGCAGCAGUUUUGUUUUGGAAAACCUCGCACGUUUUUGCAGACAUUUAGCAAUCGUUAUACUGAUAGACUACUCCCGAGAAUGAACGUUGUUUUCCAGCGUAGUGUACCACUUAGAUAAAAAAAAGGCCCCAACGCAUCCACACACACACUCACACACACUAGCAUAUCCAAACCAACAAUAAUAUCAACCAAACGCUACCAACCAUAUCGAUCAUAUCCCAAACUUCCCUUUUCCCGGGCGCUAGAUGUACACUAGCGCACCGCCUAUAUCCUCAGACUGAAGAAGCUACGGUGAGAGGGAAAGCGCGUGUCGGAUCAUUUGAUCGUUUCGCUUGUUUUCUCAACCCAAUCCUGAGGUGUAACACACACACAUACAUACACGACUAAUUAUCUGUUAACAGGAAUGGCUCACAUGGAGUUGUCAUGAAUUUAUCCCGGCCCGAUAUGCUCUUUUUGUUAAAAAUUGCCGACGGCAUCAAUAUUGUAAACAGGCGUUAUUAACACCUUGUUAAAAGGCAACACGCAAACACCGCGAAGCAUCCGUUAGUGUAUGGUGUGGACAGGAAACACACGUGUAAAAAGCAAAAAAAAAAGCAGCACUAACUCGUGUCGUAGCUAAAUACAGAAUCGAACAGAAACGAUGUUGUCGUUGCUUUAAGGAUCCGGCGGUCCCUGCGCGAAACCCCUCGAUAUCUCCCUAAACAACUAGUAAAUUUGUACAUAUCCGUCUAGAGUGAACUGUUCGUGCUCGUGCAGCAAGACACUGCUGGCACAUUAGCCAAUAGCAAAAAGCUUCCCGAAUUGCUAUCCUUUUUUUUCUUGUAAAUAUACUGUAACAGGGCCAUGCUUUCGACUCGUGUAACGCGUGUACCAUAUGACCAUAUCCUAAGACAUUUUUGUCAAUCCAUUAAGACCAACUCUCGCAGCGUACGGUGCGGAUCAAACGAGAGGCGUUGUUUACGUGGUAGAAUUAUCGAUGCCGCUCGUUUGCGCCCAGCUGCAAGUGUGUACAGAUGAACCAAACGCAUCGUGCGUGCAUGUUCCGGACAGAUCAGUCGGCCUCAGUUCCCCUUUACCUGUACAUAGCUAUGUUUAAGCGACGGGUUCAGCCACCGCCGAGCCUAAAAAUCCUUCCGGAGGCGCCGCAGGAAGUACGCAAACGUUUUCUUCCGUUGUAGGAGCAGCAUAGACAAACAAAAUACGGCAUGCAAAAGCACGAAUCUUUAUGAAAUGUUGGUGCGAAAUGAGCCCUUGCAAGCAAGCAGCUGACUCGGAGCAGUUUCGCAUUGUCUGUAUAUGUGUGUGUGUGUUUGUGCAAUAUACUGCGAUAAUGUGUACGAUGAUGAGUCAAUAAAAACAAUCUAACUAAUUGUGUUUUUUUAAA